AUGUCAGUCAGCACUUGCGCCCUUUCAGGACUUCCUCUAGAAAAUCCAGUUGUGUGCGUCAAAACAGGCCAUGUUUUUGAAAGAGAUCUAAUAAAGAAACAGAUUUAGCAUACAGGAUAAUGCCCACUUACAGGAGUAGAUCUAUCUUUUGAACAAGAUUUUAUUGAGCUUCAGGUAUCACAGUCUGCUCUACCAAAGCCUCCAGUAGCUAAUAACAUCCCAGGUGUUCUCCAAAUGCUCUAAUCUGAAUGGGAUAAUGUUAUGCUAGAAGUAUUCUAGCUUAGAAAGAGUUUGGAGCAAACUAGAAGAGAAUUAUCCCAGGCCCUUUAUUAACAUGAUGCUGCAUGCAGAGUUAUUUGCAGACUCAUGAAAGAAAAAGAUGAACUAUAAAAUGUUUUAAAGUUAACAUCAGAUAAAAUGGAGUAAUACAAAAGUGAGCUCGCAUCUUAAGUUGUGUAAGGAGGCAGCUCUGGGUAAGGAUACGUUAGAGAAGAGAAAGAGGAUGAAGGAAUAUAUAAAGAAUUGGUUAAUAGAAUGGAUAAACUUUCAGAUGAGCUAUUAGCAUCAAGGAAGCACUUUAAAGCCCCAGUGUCAUACCCUAAGCUAGAGGAAUACAAGUAACUAAAGUAAAUAGGGUCAUUUCCUCUUCAUGAAAGCACUAAGCCUGGUAUAUUAGAUUUGGACAUUAAUUCUCUUGACGACAGAUUUAUUCUGACAGGUGGCAGAGAUUCAAAGGUCAUUCUUUUCGAUAGGAAAGAGGGCUAAAUAUUGAAAAAACUAGAGCCUUUUGACUCAAAGAAAAAGCCAGCAGCAACAGUUGCUAAAUUUGUACCAGGAUAAAACGAGCUAUACAGUUUAGUUGGAUCAGCAGAUGGCGAAGCAGCUAUUUGGGCAUUAGAUUACUAAAACAAUCAUUAUCAAGAAAAAUACGCUUUCAAGCAUCAUAAAAGUGCUAUUACUGGAAUGACUUUCUAAGCUCUCAACGAGUAUGCAGUAGUUGGAUCCAAAGAUAAGACUUGGAGUUUCCACAGUUUAUUCCAAGGAGUAAGACUCGCAACAGUUUAAGAACAAGAAGAAGUUCACUCUGUUGAAUUUCACCCUGAUGGAUUAGUCUUAGCAGUAGGAUUAAAGAAUGGAGCUGUCAAGAUUUAUGAUAUUAGAACAUAGCAGUCUGUACUAGAAUUCGCAGAUUUCAAAGGUUAAGGAGAAGUGAAGAGCUUAUCUUUCUCGAACAAAGGUGUUCAACUUGCUGCUGGAUGGUCAAAUAUGAAAGAGUGUAAAGUAUUCAGCUUAAGAAAGACUAAUGAAGUGCUAAGUCCACUAAAUACUACUGAAUCGAACUCAACAUAAGCUGUUUCAUUUGAUCAUUAUGGUGGGUAUUUGCUAACAGGAUCUGGAAAUGUGGUUAACAUUUAUGGCGGAAAAUAAUUGAGAGAGCCAACACAUUCUAUUGUUGCUCACGAGGGAAUCAUUAAUGUCGCUAAGUUUUCACCUCAAGGAAGUCUUGUAGUGUCAGGAGCAGAGGACAGAUUUUUAAAAAUUCACUCUUUAUGA
Messenger RNA from Stylonychia lemnae, 1554 nucleotides. The record is from the annotation of a GenBank genome assembly. Lineage: Eukaryota; Ciliophora; Spirotrichea; Sporadotrichida; Oxytrichidae.